CUCACUCCAGAUCAAAUUGCUAAAGCACAAAAAUACUGCAAGUGGGCCAGCAGUGCCCUGAACUACGACGACAUUAAAACUGACUAUCGGAAACUUAAAGAAUGCCUUGGAAUUGCUCCCAGACUGGCCGUGAUCCUGCUUGAGGAUAAGCUUUCAGGCUCCCAAUUUUCUAACGCGAAAAUUAACAGCAAAAUCCUUGUUUAA
Messenger RNA from Arctia plantaginis, 204 nucleotides. NCBI's taxonomy places the organism in Eukaryota, Metazoa, Arthropoda, Insecta, Lepidoptera, Erebidae. The record is from the annotation of a GenBank genome assembly.